This is a messenger RNA of Chenopodium quinoa (quinoa), 873 nucleotides long. RefSeq names its product solute carrier family 35 member F2-like. Gene Ontology annotation, molecular function: transmembrane transporter activity. The transcript has 7 exons. The record is from RefSeq and is a predicted model, not a curated record. Gene Ontology annotation, cellular component: membrane. The coding region runs from base 1 to 597 and encodes 198 amino acids. Gene Ontology annotation, biological process: transmembrane transport. Lineage: Eukaryota; Viridiplantae; Streptophyta; Magnoliopsida; Caryophyllales; Amaranthaceae.
AUGCCAAAGACUGAGGCUGAUUUAGCUUUACAUUCCUCGUUGAUUUUUUCAGGUGGAUCUAGACCUCUUUUUGGUGAUUUUCUUGUAACAGUUGCAACUCUGUUUUAUGCAUUGAGUAAUGUUGGUGAGGAGUUCUGUGUCAAACAGAAAGACAUUGUUGAAGUUAUUUCAAUGCUUGGUGUCUUUGGAAUGCUGGUGAGCAUAUGUCAGAUUAUACUAUUUGAAAGGCACAAUUUGGAAGCAAUUGAGUGGUCUACGGAUAUUAUACUAGUAUUUGCUGGAUUUGCAGUAGGAACUUGUUUAUUCUACAGCCUUGUUCCUUUAAUUUUUAAGCUAAGUGGAGCUACAUUGUUCAAUCUAUCUAUACUUACAUCUGAUAUGUGGGCAGUUGUCAUCCGCAUACUAUUUUAUCACGAGGAGGUUAAUUGGCUAUUUUAUGUUUCUUUCGCAAUCGUGGUUGUGGGACUAGUCAUCUACUGCAAAACUGAGAACAAAUCCAAACCAAUAGAAGCUGAUAUGGAUGGGCAUUCGAGUAUACAAUAUGAAGUUCUUGGUGAAGAAAGCAUAGUGUCAAGAGACGGUUCAUUUAGAGCAUGAGAGGUGGAAAAUGAAUCUAAAGGGCCUUAACCAAGCUGUAGUACCCUACUGAGUAUACAUUACUUCUUGUCCAUGUUCAUUACAUAAUACAUAUGUUGUGACUAUAUUGUUUUUUUUUUUAAACAAACUUAGCUCAACUUAUUAACAAACUAAAUGCUGACUCGGAUAAGUGGUUAUUUAUAACAACUUUGCUGACUCAGCUGAACUUUGUUCAUAGCCUGUAAAUUGUUGCUGGACCUUGAGUUGGGCUUGACGUUGUUUUAUUGCAAAAGCUGA